AUGGCGGCACGAAAACUGCAACAAGAAGUUGACAAGUGCUUCAAGAAGGUGGCGGAAGGCGUUGCCGAGUUUGAAGCCAUCUACGAAAAGAUUGAGCAGUCCAACAACAUCUCUCAAAAGGAAAAGCUGGAGGACAAUCUCAAGCGCGAAAUCAAGAAGCUCCAGAGGCUACGCGAUCAGAUCAAGACAUGGGCGGCAAGCAACGACAUCAAGGACAAGGCUCCUUUACUGGAGCACCGCCGACUGAUCGAAACGCAAAUGGAGAAAUUCAAGGCAGUCGAGAAGGCUAUGAAGACCAAGGCAUACUCCAAGGAAGGGUUGGCCUCUUCAGCGAAGCUCGACCCCCAAGAACAAGCAAAGGCGGAAGCAAGCGAUUUUCUCAACAACAUGGUCGACGAGCUGGAGCAACAAAUCGAGACUUUGGAGGCCGAAGCCGAGGCGAUACAAGCAACCAUGAAGAAGGGCAAGAGCCAGACUGCCAAGGCAGAACGAAUGGCCGAGAUUGAGCGCAUCAUCGAGCGGCAUAAAUGGCACCAGGGCAAGCUCGAGCUUAUUCGGAGGUCUUUAGAGAAUGGCGGAGUCGACACGGAUCAGGUCACCGAUCUCGAGGAGACAAUUCGAUACUAUGUCUCGGAUGGCAUGAACGACGAUUUCAUCGAGGACGAAGAGAUGUACGAAGAGCUGAACCUGGACGAGGAGGAGGGCGUGUACGGUGUUCCCCAGGAUGGCGACAAGGGUUCGUCGCAAGACACCCAAUCUUUGGCGGAAGAACCCACGCCGGAGCCCGAAAUCCCAAAGGCGGUCGCGGAAGCAUCUGCAUCAGGGCGGAAGUCUAGCGCGCAGUCCAAGUCCCCUCUACCCGCGUUGGCAACUUUACAUACGCCAUUACAGACCAUCAGUAGCAAUGGCGCGGCAAAUGGACCGACUAUGAAGCCAGCGUCCGUCCCCGCAAGACCUGCCGAGGGCCUCAAAUACGCAUCUGCGGCAGCUGCGGCGGCGGCAUCAGAUAAGAUCGGCAUUUCUCCCUUGCCGCCUCCACCAGGCGCUGCUCCCAUCACGUCAGGAACUCCGGCCACGCAAUCGAAAAGCAGCACAGCAGGCUCUCCGGCAGCGACGCCGGCACACCCUGUUGCGGCCAAAGACCCCGAACCUAAACAGGCUGCAGCACCCUCGAGCAGCGCAAGCGAAACCCCGGCGACGAGUGCGAAGCCGACACCGGCUCAAACCAAGGCGGAGAAACGUGCGCUCAAGAACCAGGCCGCGGCGGAGGCAUCAGCGGCAGCCAAGGGUGAGCCUCCAGAAGCAGAUGACCAAUUGCUUGACGUACUAACGGUUUCAGCAUCUCAAACAAACGGUAGUGCAAACGGGGUCAGGGCCGCUGUAGACGAAGAGGAUGAGGAAUCGAUAUACCAUCUCCCUUCGUCCCUACAAGACCUUGUCGAGUCUUUCGAGGCAUCUCGUAAGCGGCCAGCGCCAUUCUCGUCGCCUUCAACGCAACGCAUGCUUCAGGCUAGCCAGGCCAUGUGCCCUGACAUCAUGGACACGGACGUGCCCAGGACUUACCGUCCCGAGCUGCGUUUGAACUCAACCGGUGUGGGCUUUCCUCAGGAGCCGCUCGUCCUAUUCGACGACCCACGACUAUACUCCAGGAUCGACCCCGACACACUCUUCUACGUCUUUUACUACAAGCAGGGUACGCCCCAGCAAUAUUUGGCUGCUAAGGCACUCAAGGACCAGAGCUGGAGAUUUCACAAGCAAUACCAAACCUGGUUUCAGCGCCAUGAAGAGCCGAAGAACAUCACCGAGGAAUUUGAGCAGGGCACAUACCGCUUCUUCGACUACGAGAGCACUUGGAUGAACCGCAGAAAGGCGGACUUCAAGUUUGCAUACAAAUUCCUGGAGGACGAUGUAUGA
Messenger RNA from Colletotrichum spaethianum, 1914 nucleotides. RefSeq names its product general negative regulator of transcription subunit 3. The record is from RefSeq and is a predicted model, not a curated record. Bases 1 to 1914 code for a protein of 637 amino acids. Gene Ontology annotation, cellular component: CCR4-NOT core complex; P-body; nucleus. The transcript has 4 exons. Gene Ontology annotation, biological process: nuclear-transcribed mRNA poly(A) tail shortening; regulation of DNA-templated transcription. Lineage: Eukaryota; Fungi; Ascomycota; Sordariomycetes; Glomerellales; Glomerellaceae.